Messenger RNA from Tachyglossus aculeatus (Australian echidna), 4107 nucleotides. It is a transcript of the gene BIVM, whose product is annotated as basic, immunoglobulin-like variable motif containing. The transcript is spliced from 11 exons. Gene Ontology annotation, molecular function: DNA endonuclease activity; single-stranded DNA binding. The record is from RefSeq and is a predicted model, not a curated record. Lineage: Eukaryota; Metazoa; Chordata; Mammalia; Monotremata; Tachyglossidae. Gene Ontology annotation, cellular component: nucleus. Bases 1329 to 2843 code for a protein of 504 amino acids. Gene Ontology annotation, biological process: nucleotide-excision repair.
UGAUUGAUUGAUUAAGGGGAGGAAGAAACCAUUUUUCCGAGGGGAGGAAGGAGAAUGCCAUGUGGCUUCAUUUUCCAGUUUCAGCUUCUGACCAGCUGGGGCGAUCCAUACUACAUCGGUCUAAAGGGGCUGGAGUUGUACGACGAACAUGGAGAAAAAAUUCCUUUGUCUGAAAACAGUAUCCUUGAUGUCCUGCCCUCCUUGAAUUCCCCUUCCCUUCUCCUUGUCGAUCUGUGGAAAUUCGGGAGGAGCGAGUAGCGCGCCGCGUAUGUCUAGGAGAAAUCUGUUUACCGAAAAAACCCACUGGCCGUGCCUGCCUGGGGCACACCUAAAAGCUGUUUGUUAAAAUGUCACACUAUCUGUGAGUAUCGUAACUGUCGUAAUGAUACCGCACAGGCUAGUCAGCCGACAGGAGGGUUUGAUAACAGGAAUCCAGGGAAAUCUUUAAACUGCCAGGUUGAGCCGGCACGAACUGUAUUUUUUCCAGGAGGCCUUCCUCAUAUGUACUGCUUGAUUGCCUCAGGAGACGGUCUGAUUACAAUCAAUCAGUCGUAUUUCACUCCCUGGAGGGUCUACCUCCAAGUCAUUCAGCCGGUCUUGUCCCUAGGACGGCCCUGGACACUAUCUUAGGGAGGGGAAGGGGGGCAAGACUGCGGUUAGAAGCAUCCAACGUGCAAGUGCAGCCUGACGGGUGGAUGCAUUCGUGUUCAGAUUCGCAUGGAAAAGAUCCUUUGACCUGGAGAAUAUCGGAUUUGGGAUACCGUACCGCUCCUGGGUUGGAUACUGACGGUCUGCAUCUUUUCUGUCAAGUGAUAAUUGAAGUCCUUGAGGUCUCCUCCAGGAAAAGAUCCUUUGACCUGGAGAAUAUCGGAUUUGGGAUACCGUACCGCUCCUGGGUUGGAUACUGACGGUCUGCAUCUUUUCUGUCAAGUGAUAAUUGAAGUCCUUGAGGUCUCCUCCAGGAAAAGAUCCUUUGACCUGGAGAAUAUCGGAUUUGGGAUACCGUACCGCUCCUGGGUACUUACGGUCUGCAUCUUUUCUGUCAAGUGAUAAUUGAAGUCCUUGAGGUCUCCUCCAGGAAAAGAUCCUUUGACCUGGAGAAUAUCGGAUUUGGGAUACACCGCUCCUGGGUUGGAUACUUACGGUCUGCAAGUGAUAAUUGAAGUCCUUGAGGUGAUCUGCCUUGCCCUGUGGACCUCAUCUUGAAUUAGGAGUUUGAUUUGCGGUUCACAGAUUUUGGAGAAUGCACUGAGCUGGCGAAAUUGGAUCUUUUCAGGGGAAACCUGGCGAAUUCUUCCUGGAGACAUCAAGUCUGGCCAUUCCUUUCGAUGCCUAACGUUGUCGAAGCCGAGAGGACAGAUGGUUCUCACCGUGGGGAGAACAGGCCUGAUAAAAACUCUCCAGAAGAGGCACGUCAAGAUGCCGGAAAAUCUUUCUGCAGCCCAAGCGCUUCGGCUAUGUCGUUGGGUGCUGGAGGAGGCGGGCAUUAUCCGUGGAGCUGCCCUGUGACGCACACCCGGGAAAAGAUCUACGCCAUUUGUUCCGACUACGCCUUUCUCAAUCAGGCUGCUUCCCUUCAUAAAACUCCCAGCUCUCCUCUUUCUCCUUGCCUCCAGGAAAACUCUGCCUUAACCGUUGGAAAUCACUCCCCUAGGUACAUCGCCGUCCCACCCAGUUCAUCUGAGAUCAUCUACAGUGAAGACACGAGCUUGGAGAGUUUAUCUAGUAGCCUAGGGAAGCUGCCGCUUGCGUGGGAAAUUGACAAAUCCGAGUUUAAUGGCAUAACCUCAAAUUUGAAAAGCAGAGCAGCCAACAUGAAGAAACAAGUUUCCAAAAAAAAGACCUUGGAUAAAAAGGGCAAGCACCAUCGGGAGUAUCCUCAGUAUACUACUCUUGAAGACAUUAAACAACGGAAAGUGUUAGACCUCAGAAGAUGGUACUGCAUCAGCCGGCCACAAUAUAAGACGUCCUGUGGUAUCUCCUCUUUAGUAUCCUGUUGGAACUUCUUGUACAGCACGACGGGAGCAGGAAACCUCCCACCUGUUACUCAGGAAGAAGCUCUGCAUAUUUUGGGAUUUCAACCCCCAUUUGAGGACAUUAGAUUUGGCCCUUUUACUGGAAAUACAACAUUAAUGAGAUGGUUUAGACAAAUUAAUGACCACUUCCAUGUGAAAGGUUGUUCUUAUGUUCUCUAUAAGCCUCACGGGAAGAAUAAAACAGCAGGAGAAACUGCUGCAGGGGCUUUGUCCAAGUUAACGCAUGGAUUGAAAGACGAGUCACUGGCUUUCAUUUAUCAUUGUCAGAAUCAUUAUUUUUGCCCAAUCGGAUUUGAAGCAACCCCUCUUAAAGCUAACAAAGCGUACAGCAGGAGUCACCUCUUGCAGCAAGAAGUAGAAUACUGGAUCUUAAUUGGAGAACCAAGUAGAAAGCACCCCGCCAUUCACUGUAAAAAAUGGGCAGAUAUCGUUACUGACUUAAACACUCAAAAUCCGGAAUACCUUGAUAUUCGGCACCUAGAGAGGGGACUGCAGUAUCGAAAAACGAAGAAGAUUGGAGGCAAUCUGCACUGUAUCCUAGCCUUCCAGAGACUAAGCUGGCAGAGAUUUGGCCCCUGGAACUUCCCCUUUGGAAACAUUCGUCCGGAACCGCAACCUCAGACAAACGUCCAGGGAAUCGCUAAAUCCGAGAGCGAAGACAACAUCUCCAAGAAGCAGCGCGGGCGCUUGGGCCGGUCCCUCAGUGCAAGUUUCCAUCAGGAUUCGAUUGGGAAGAAGAUAUCCAGCAUCAAUGAAAGAAGGAACAGCGGCUACCAGGGUUAUCAUGAUUACGAUGGGAACGACUAACUGUUCACCCUGGCUCAGUUGGUGUCCUUAGACUCGUGGUAGGGCAUAGGCUGUUGUAAUAAGCCUGUAUUACAGAAGAGUAGAACAGGUAGCGCCAACCACCGUCUCAUAGUCCUUCAGCUUGCGUAGAGUGGUGGUUGGGUGAGUUAAAAUGUGUGGAAUAACAGAUAAGCACAGAUUGUACCUUUGUAAUUAAACAAAAGUCGGGAUGAAAAUUCAUUUUGGGGGGAAUACAAACACGAAACAGUGGAUGCUAGGGUCCAAAUGAGUCGAAUACUAAGUACACAAUGUAAUCGAUAUGUAACAUUCAACAGAGCAUGAGGAGAUUAGUGGAGAUUAUUCCACCGAGGUAUCAAGGUGUAGUUUUGUUUUCCGCUCGUAAAAAGUGAUGAGGCGUCCAAAUUUGAAGACUAACCGAAUCCCCAAAUGGUUAAACGCCCACUUAAAUUGACUUAUUGAGUCAGGUUCUCCUUAUGGGUCAGCACCUCUCUAAAGCUACCACCACUUUUGACCUUUUUUGGUCACUUUUGUUGGAUGGCAAAAAGCAACGAAACAAAUGACUGCCUUAUGUAGGGUUGCGAGGGCUUCACUUCUUGGAUUUGCUUCACUUCUUGGGUUUGCUUGAUCCGAGACCUGAGCUAGGUGACUGAGGAUUUGGAAAACACUAACUAGGACGGUCUUAAACCAGGCCUAGGUUUUUCGGGAUGGGGAAGAUCUGGAGAAGGGAAAAAAGGGACUGUGGGUCGAGGGAGAGUGGUUUCAGGGGCAGGAGAGUGGCCGAAGCCCAGCUUGUUAACAUUGAGUGGGAGUGUGGAAGGAGGCUAGAUGAUCUGUUGUGAUAUUACACUAGGAUCUCCAGCUCUAAAGGGACGUAGGUGGGUAAGAGUAAUAUUAAAGGCACUUAGGAUUCAACUGUUCUGUCUUUGUUAUACAGUGGAAUUUAACCAGCUACCUCUUUCGAGCAGCAAAUUUCACUUAACUGUUCAAGCAAGCCUUGGAAGAGAAAGAGGGGGUUCCCACAAGAACCAGGUGAGCUGCUGGAUAUUUUCCCUCCACUGCCAAUUUGAUGAUGGUGAUUCGUUCCUGCCUUUCACUUAUUGCACAAGAGGGUUUUGAAGGUACCCCUUAAUUAAUGGCACUGGUCCUCUGUGCUGGAGAUGCUGGUGGUAUCUUUGUAAUGUAUCUCUAGGAGAGUAUUCAGCCUUUCUAUUAUCAGAUAUGCUUAGAGUUCUCUAUUGGAUUCUUUAGCCAUUUACCCCCCCCC